AUGGAAUGCGUGAAACACCAUGGCGAGAUGCUGCGCCGCGCACUUGAGUUGGUUGAUGUCGAAGAUGUUGGGGGUGUUGUGUUGUCACUUGAGGACGACGUAAUUGGACGACUUCUUGUGUUCCGAUCGAUGUCUUCUGUCAUCGAGGUGACACUCCCAAACAACACCGUGACGGUGACGCGGCCUACAGAGACACUGCGGCGUCUUCCGCAGUUAAGUCAUGUUGCGUUGUGUGGUAGUGAGAGUGCGUUGUGCCUUGCUUGCUUCCUCGAAAAGAUGACAAUUCCACCCGUCGAUCACUUCAUCAGACAGAGCAACUUGAGCACUGCAUAUGUUGCCUAUCACCAACCAACAGGGGGUUUCCAGACAAAGCGCGAGAAGAGGAAGGGCGUGAAACCCAUGGUAACCAAAGUGCCUCCACAAAAUGUCGACUACCCGCGCGAAGUGAACACACCAAAGUGCUUUCCACUGCCGCCAGAGUUCCGCGUCUUUCCACAGGUGGUCUACACACCAAAACGAAUUCGUCUGCAUGGAAUACAUCGACAGCACAAUGUCCACAUCGAUGAGGGAAUGGAGUUUGUGCACAGCCCCAUUGAGGACAACUGCGUUUAUGUCACCGAAUAUACAAUAUAUAACAUGUUCCAAAAGUGUUUGAAAGGAGCAAGUAAGGAGACUGUUGGAAGGCUUGUUGUGAGAGAUGGGAGGUUGUGUGACUACGAGUAUUAUGGCGGUGAUGUCAACAAUUGUGUUGAUGACACUGCGUCUGCUUUCCGCACACUGCAAGUUGUAGUGGAUGGAAUUGAAAGUGGAAAGGUGACAAUUCCAAACAGCACAGAAGACCCACGAGAAGGCAGUCUUGUCGACCAACUGAUAGGUGCGUACUAUGUUGCACCACUUCCGUUUUUGCAGACUGUGCAAACAAGUCAGACAUCAAUUGGACUUGAGACGCCACUUGUUGUGGUUGGUGGGGUGAGAGAGUUCAAGAACACAGCAAACACACACCUUCUGAUGGAGGCACCAUGGGAGAAUUUGACAAGGUGGGAAAACGACACACUUGCCCCUUUCUCUUCUGAGAAGAAUGUUGAGUGCAUCUUUGUAGCAUCAUCAGACAUUUCAAGUGAGUAUAUGGAGGUACUACUGAAAGAGGUUGAGUACGAAUACAUGGCGUGGUAUCUUGGAGACAUCAAUGUGAUCAACGGCGGUGUUGUGAAUGAUGUGUUUGACGUCUCUGAGGUGUCGAGUUGUGUUGAGAAGGCGCUAAUUGAUGUGAGGGAUGUGUCAUCGACGUAUGUGGUAGUUGUGCAUGAUGUUGUAAUUGGAGUGUUGGAAGGGUAUUGCAAGUCACUUGUUGUUCGCAGCGCGAUGCUGUCAGACAGCAAGUUGAGUGACAUUGGCGAGCGUGUUGUCUACAUGAGCAAGAAAUGUGUUGACAGAGAGGUGGAAAGGACAAGCCAACGGUUGGGCUGCUACAUGUACAACGCGACAAGGACAUUCCACCCGUCGCAGUAUCCACACUCAGCAUCGCAGGCACUUCCUGAGUUUGAUGUGAGUGGAGUGCUUUUGAACGAGCCACUGUUUGUGAUAUCGCCGAAGAAAGUCUACAUCCACAAAAUCUAUGUUGCGUACAAGGAACGGAAAGGUGGGGUGGUGAGUGUGAUGGUUUCUUUCACUGGGGAGUUGUUAGAGAGCGGAGUUGAUGGGACGUUGGAGGAGAUGAUAGAUCGGUGGUUGUGUUUCAUUCAACAGACAACACAAAAGGAGUGGGAGGUGACGUUCUGCAAGGUUGGAGAGAUUGGGAGCAGCGAGUUGGGGAAGAUGAAUGGGUAUCUCGACGACAUUCGGAAAAACUUCAAAGGUGUUGUGAAAAGUGUGUUUCUGAGUGACAUCGAAGUCUAUCCAUCGAUGGUUAUGUCCGAAGAGGAGUACGAGCUGCUUGACGGGAAGAAGUCCUUCUACAAAGUCGACGACCAGCGAACAGCAACCCGUGAGAUGAAAGGAGAAAACCGUGCAACAUAUUACAGUCUGCUCCCAGGCUGUGGCGAUGUUGGUUGCAAGGUCGGCGGAUACACAGUCAACCUGUACGACCCAGACAACACAGAACUCCACAGGAUGAUGCAGCAAUACCACGACCUGUCCUUCCUCAACAGCGACCCAGUCGAUGGUCGGCGAUGGUCAAUACUACCCCGCCACGUCCACAUUCUCCAAAAGAUCGACCUGAGAAUGGACAUCGUCGAUUUGUGUGAUUGA
Entamoeba invadens IP1 is the source of this 2247-nucleotide messenger RNA. RefSeq lists its product as hypothetical. The coding region runs from base 1 to 2247 and encodes 748 amino acids. Lineage: Eukaryota; Evosea; Mastigamoebida; Endamoebidae. The record is from RefSeq and is a predicted model, not a curated record. The transcript has a single exon.